This is a messenger RNA of Caenorhabditis elegans, 1370 nucleotides long. It is a transcript of the gene C27F2.7, whose product is annotated as putative F-box protein C27F2.7. The record is from RefSeq and is marked reviewed. Lineage: Eukaryota; Metazoa; Nematoda; Chromadorea; Rhabditida; Rhabditidae. The transcript has 10 exons. The coding region runs from base 21 to 1247 and encodes 408 amino acids.
AGGUGCGUCAGGCGACGACGAUGGCGGUGCAACAAAAACGAAGAGGGCUCUCGUUUAUUGAUGCAAAAGCGAGUAACGUCAAAAAGAUUGCGGUGAUGGCGAGUACAGUGGCAUUUGAAUUCAAUAAAGCAACUCUCAGAUUACGGAGAAGUCUACACAUUUCACCAAGAAGUUCUCCAGAAGUACAACGGAAAGCCACCGCCGGUGAAAACUCGGAAGUUGGCUCACCAGAAAGCUCAUUAAGCACAUCCCGAUGCUCUAAACGAGACCGUAAACUAUGUGCCGAACUCUCCUCAUUUGCACUUUAUCCGAUUUUCGGCGCGCUCUCUCCGUCACACUUCUCAUCGCCAAAUCUUUUGUUUCAGAGUGAGAAAAAUUCGUCUAGACGAUCAUUUGAAUUUAUGCAAUUACCGGAUACCGAUAUUUGUCAAAUAAUGUCCUUUUUAGAUGCCCAGUCACUAUUGAACUUAUCACAAACAUGCAGUCAUCUACGACAAUUAUGUCUGGCACACGAGGAUAAUGCUGGAAAACGAGAUGUGACAUCUCACGAAAUAACCAUAUCAUUUAAUCAAAUUCAUCGUCGAACCGAAGUACGUCUUUUGAAACGAGAAAGAACACGUACUGAUCGUCAAUUCAUUAGUAACAAUAUUCGAGGAGUUCUGGCACCUUUCUCAAGAGCUUUGACAAAGAUAACAUUCGAAACUACAGUAUUCGUCACUGAUUGGCUUGAUGAAAUUCUUCAAUUACAUCGUGAGAACCGAUUGAUUCCAUUGAGCCUUCUGUUCACUGGUGGUGCUCUGACGAAAGGUCAUCAAGUCACUGGAGCCGAUCUACGAUCUAUUACGGAGACGGAAUUUGUGGAUUUUGUCACGAAACUUCAGCCACAUUUGCAAGAAGUUCAGUUGAGCACUUCAAGAAUCUUCAAAAUCAGCACAGAUCCAUCUCAACUUCUUGGAAUGAUUUCAAUGUUAUCAAGCUUUGGAAUUGUCUACGAACGACCACCGCUUCACUUUUAUCAUGAAGAAAUUUCAAAUGCAAUAGCGUUGUGGAAAUCAGAUCCUCUGUCCAGAUGCUGUGAUGUAUACAUGCGUCGACCACACGAUGUCUCUUCAGAAUCUUGGAUUAAACUUGCCGGUUCAAUCGAUGAGAGCCGUAUUGAUCCGUAUACAGACGAGGUGCUCGUUUCACAAAUAACAAUUAAACAUUCAUUUCUUGUACAUAUCGACUUAGUCUUUCAUUUUCACUGAUCAUCGGAACUUAUCACUUUCUAUCAUAUUGAUCUCGAUCUGCUUGUAAAAAUAAUAUAUUAUUGCAUCUCACGGAUGAAUAUUUUAUGUACUUUCUGUAAAUAAAUUAUUUCAACUUUGAAA